Messenger RNA from Cladophialophora carrionii CBS 160.54, 1683 nucleotides. RefSeq lists its product as uncharacterized. The coding region runs from base 1 to 1683 and encodes 560 amino acids. Gene Ontology annotation, cellular component: membrane. NCBI's taxonomy places the organism in Eukaryota, Fungi, Ascomycota, Eurotiomycetes, Chaetothyriales, Herpotrichiellaceae. The transcript has a single exon. Gene Ontology annotation, molecular function: glycosyltransferase activity. The record is from RefSeq and is a predicted model, not a curated record.
AUGGCAUUGUCCCUUCCUCGCGGGCUGGGCCCAGUGAGACUCCUGAUCGUCUCUGUCGUCCUUGUCUCUCUCCUGCUAUUCCGCUCUUACUACCUCCCUGACCCCGACGCAGAGUCUGGAAGCGGCCUGGCCUCGUCGCCAGGACCUUGGUGGAGGAGCCAAAGCUCAAGUACACUCCCUGAGGACACCGACGUCGACCUCGAAGAUGGUUACUACGAAUUCGACGACGACCCGGCCUCCCCCUCAGCAGUCGACGGUCCCGUGGCGGCGGACUUUGAGCAAGAACCAGAAGGAAAGACAGAUGAAGAGGCAGAGCCUGAGCCUGAGCCUGAGCCGAAAACCGGGCCAACCUACGCCUCGGGACCGACGGUGCCUGCUCCCGCCUCUGCUCCCGCCUCUGCUCCUGUACACGCUUUCGAGCCCCAUAUCCCAGCGUGUCGCCAGCUACCAGGCGCAGACAAAGUUGUGGUAAUGGUCAAGACUGGCGCUACGGAAGUAUUUGUCCGGGUGCCUGAGCUACUCGUCACCCUUGCAGAAUGCGCACCCAACUUCAUGAUCUUUUCCGACAUGGAGCAACACAUCGGAGAGUUCCACAUUCAAGACGCUUUAGACGAGAUCGGGCAAGAGUACAAGGAGAGUCACGAGGACUUCCAAUUCUACAACGCCAUCCGUGCCGCCCAUCAUGCACACGGCGAUGUGAGUGUGCUCGGAUCCGACAAAGCCUGGGCCUUGGACAAGUGGAAGAAUAUCCCCAUGCUCCACAAGGCGUACUUGAAAUAUCCCGAUGCCGAAUGGUUCAUCACCAUAGACGCCGAUACAUAUCUCAGCUGGGCCAAUCUACUUCUCUUGCUCGACCGCAUGGAUCCGGAGGACCCGCUCUACGCAGGCUGUGUCUAUUGGCAUGGCCCAACCGCAUUCGCUCAAGGCGGCACUGGCUACCUACUCUCCCGCAAGGCUGUUCAACGAUUUGAAGCUAUCCGAACGCCUGAGAAGAUUGCUGACUGGGAGAAGGAGACGUCCACAAUCUGCUGCGGUGAUGUUAUGCUUGGGGUUGCAAUGGGCCAUGCCGGAGUCUCAGUUAGCGGUGCUUGGCCGAUGUUCCAAGUUGACCCCCCGUCAGGCUAUCUCUGGGGAGAUCGCACGUGGUGCACACCGGCCAUUACCUGGCAUCAUGUUCACUCAUACGAGGUUGAAGCCCUCUGGCAAUUCGAGCAGGAGUGGCUCAACAAGACUUGGGAUGACGAAGACCCUGGUGCGGUUCCGUACCUGUUCAAGGACGUCUUCGAAGACUUCGUCAUGCCACACAUCUCGGAGAAAAAGAAAGACUGGAACAAUGGCUCCGGGGACAAGACAUUCACAGAGCCGAAAGAAGGUCACGUCAAGGAAGACGCUGAUUGGGACUGGAAGAAUGACGAAGAGAAACAGAAGAUGUGGGAUGAUCUCUCCGAGCUCGAGAAGGGGUCGGUUGAGUCGGCCGACAAGUGUCGUGAGGUGUGCGACUCCGAUCCAGAAUGCGUACAGUUCUCCUGGCAUCCCGGGACUUGUAAGCUGAGCCAUUCCAUAAAAAUGGGCCGCCCUGUCGAUGGCAAAGAAGAAUACAUCUCGGGAUGGAUGCUUGAGCGGGUCGAGGAAUUCAAGAACGCGAGAGAAGAGUGUGGUGAAAUCUCGUGGCAAAUCGGCUGA